CUUGCCAGCAUGGUGUGGCUCAGGCUGUGGGCUUUCCUGCAUAUUGUUGCUAUUGUAACCUUAGACUCUGAGAUCAAGAGGCGUGAAGAGCUGUUUUUGAGGAGUUUAGGUUUCUCUUCCAAGCCUGACCCUGUAUCUCCUCCUCCUGUCCCAUCUAUACUCUGGAGGAUAUUUAAUCAAAGAAUGGGUGGUUCAGUUCAAAAGAAGAAACCAGACCUGUGCUUUGUGGAGGAAUUUAAUGUACCAGGCAGUGUUAUCAGAGUGUUCCCUGAUCAAGGUCGGUUUGUUCUUCCCUACUCCGAUAACAGCCACCUGACACAAUGCUUGGAAAAGAGACUUUUCUUCAAUAUCUCUGCAAUAGAGAAAGAAGAGAGAGUGACCAUGGGGCAGUUGGAACUAAGGUUUACCCAGAACACCUAUUAUGGAAGGGUGUUUGACCUGCGUCUUUACCGCACAUUACAGAUCACCCUUAAAGGGAUGGGAAGAAACAAAAUGAGCAGAAAGCUGCUGGUGGCCCAAACUUUCCGCCUUCUUCAUAAAUCCGUCUUCUUUAACCUGACAGACGUUUGCCAAAGCUGGCGAGACCCACUAAAGAACUUGGGUUUGGUCUUGGAGAUCUUUCCUAUAAAGGAAGGCUCCUGGUUAUCGACACCUAAAGAUGAAUGCAAGGACUUCCAGACCUUUCUCUAUACCUCCUUGAUGAUGGUGACCCUCAAUCCAAUGCAGUGUAAAAGGCCACGCAGAAAAAGAAGCUAUAGCAAACUGCCUUUUACUGCCAGCAAUAUCUGCAAAAAGAGGCGCCUUUAUGUUGAGUUUAAAGAUGUUGGGUGGCAAAACUGGGUGAUUGCACCCCGUGGUUACAUGGCCAACUACUGCUAUGGCGAAUGUCCAUACCCACUGACAGAAAUACUAAAUGGAUCCAACCAUGCAAUCCUGCAGACCUUGGUACAUUCUAUUGAGCCAGAUGACAUUCCUCUUCCUUGUUGCGUUCCUACCAAAAUGUCUCCCAUUUCAAUGUUGUUCUAUGACAAUAAUGACAAUGUGGUGCUGAGACACUAUGAAAACAUGGCAGUAGAUGAAUGUGGUUGCAGGUGACCAUGUGUGCAAAUCAUUUGAGUCUGCCUCUGUAUUUCUGUUAAUGUGUGCUACAUUUGUGUGCUUGGUAUUCAUAUAGGAGUAUUUAUUCCUUCCUAAACCAAUCAAAGUGAAUAAUUACUGAUAAACUGAUAACAAGGAUGUGGCUUAAAUGUGGGCAAUGGUUCUGUUUGCUACAGAUCCACAUUCCGUCAUGGAGUUCAUGGCCUGUUAGAAAAAUAUCACUGUGCUACAAGCAAUUUCUAAUUUAAUUUUAUAACUCUCUCUUAUAGAUUGUCAUUCUUAAUGUAUUCACACUUCUGCAUUAUCCACUAAUUCUUAAUUAAGUGCUAAUAAGGGGGUGGGGCAUCAUAUUGAUUUGCCUUGAACGUUAGCAGCUAAGGAGCAUAUAUCCUAAAAUCCACUUUGAACAAAUGAUGUAUUUUUCACUAUAUUGUAUUAAUGAUGAUGAUAAUGUAAUGUGGUGAUUGCUCUGUUUCACUAAAAUGGGGUAGGGUACUGGCACUAUUCACUGCAAAGAGGUAUACUCCUCAUAAAUGGAUAAAAUUGUCCUUAUGAAUUUAGCUUCUCAGGCAGGUUGGGACCUAACAGGACAUUUGCACUGGUGAAAUGUUGGUUACACUGUGCUUCACACACAAACAUAGGGAACACAAAUACCCUCUAAUUCCAGUUUUUGCAAUGAAAUAAUAUGUCCCAAACAUUAUUCAUCCUAUACUGGGGAGUCCCAGCACUAUGGACAUUGAUGCUGCUGGCAUACAAGUGGUAUUUAAACACAUUUGUUUUUAAAAAUAUGUAUUUUAAACACUCCAAUGUUUUUACACUGCCUGUCCGGCAUUUGUCUGCAGAGAGGCAACUUAACUUAUGCCUAUUGCUUAUCAUUACCUAUUGCUUAUUGCUUUACCAUAGAAGAGUUUCCUAUAAAGGAAAGAAGUGGGUAAAAUAUAACUUGCCUUGGAAACAUACAACCAUACAAAACCCUUAAACUAACAGUAAUGAACAUAGUAGUAUGUGUGCUAUAGUUGGAGAGCCACAGGUUUGGCUACCAGGGUCUGUCUGUCUUUAGAUAUUUGUCAAUUGUAUACAGGAUAUUUCCUGAAUUGUAAACUUAUUGGUUUUAAAUUCUGAAUAAAUCAUAUUUGGAUUUGGUUAA
Molecule: messenger RNA, 2245 nt
Organism: Xenopus tropicalis (tropical clawed frog)
Lineage: Eukaryota; Metazoa; Chordata; Amphibia; Anura; Pipidae
Gene: gdf1
Product: growth differentiation factor 1
Cellular component (GO): extracellular region
Molecular function (GO): growth factor activity
Source: RefSeq, marked provisional